CGCCGAUGUGGUAGGCACUCCGUCAGCUGAUCAUUGUCAAUUUAUUGCCGGUUAUACAAAUUUAGUGAUUUCCCAACUUGUGCUCUGGUUUGACUUUCUCGAUUUUAACUAAUUUAGUGUUUUUAAAUUCAAAUUGUGUUGUGUUUUAUGCCACCAAAAUGUCGUUCCACUGGUGUGAUAACAUUCACACCACAAUUUUUACCCCUCGUGAUUAUCAAAUCGAAUUGCUAUCUGCCGCGUUCGAGCGUAAUGUAAUGAUAUGCCUCGGUCACAAAUCAUCCAAGGAGUUUAUUGCCUUAAAGCUCCUACAGGAGUUGGCACGACCAGCACGAAUUGCGGAAAAGAUUAAUUUAUACCUGACCUGUGAACAAAACGCUCCAUCUAUAACAACGAUGAUAGAGCACUUGACUGACUUGAAAGUGUACAAAGAGGAGAGAACGGGGGCGGCGGAUAAGCAGGAAAUUCAUAUACCAAAAGACUUUCAACUUUACGUACUUCAUCCACGUACUUGUCUGGCAGCCUUGAGAUGUGGAAAGCUAAGUAUGACGAAUGUGCAUUUGUUAAUACUGGAAGACUGUCAUGAAGCGGAGGUAUAUAGAGACUUGCGUCAAAUCUUUGAAGACCAUUUCAAUGUUUCCGGCAAAGACAUGCCGAAAGUGUUGGGCUUAGCUGGACCACUUCACAGCGCUGAAUGCUCGCUAGAAGAACUCAGUGCAAUGCUGAAUACUUUGGAGGAUAGUGUGCACUGCAAAGCAGAGACAGCCAGUGAUAUCGUAACAGUAUUAAGGUAUUGCGCCAAACCUAGUGAGUAUAUAGUGCAAUGCACGCCAUAUCCGCGAGAUGAGCUGACCGCUGUGCUAGAGGAGGUAAUUUGCACGAGAAAAGCGUUUUUAAUAGAUCACCGUUACGACCCUUUCGAAAUAUACUGUACAGAAGAAUAUAUGGAGGAAUUAAAGGAUAUUCCCGAUCCGAAAGAAGAACCCAUGGAAUUUUUGGAAAUCAUGCUCUUUGUGCUCUACGAAAUGGGCCCGUGGUGUGCAGAUCGUGUUGCUGUCAACAUGUUUCACCGCAUAGAGAAACAGAAAAUAAAAACGCCACAUGAACGCCAUUACAUUUUGCUUUGCGUUGUGAAUACAGCGCUUCUAGAAUUUCAUGCCAUUUGCGAACAAACAUUCAAAAAAUUUAAUAAUCAUAAAGAAUUAGUGGAACGCUAUUCGAGCCCUAAAGUUUUUCGUUUGCUGGAAAUUUUACGAUUAUUCAAGCCGGAAGAAUUAUUGACCAAAAACGAAACAAUUCAGAAAAUGAGUCAGGAUUUGGAUCAGAUGGAUUUUCAAAAACUCAGCCGAAGUAUCGAAUAUAGUUGCCAGAAUGUGGAAAAUGUGACUACAAAACUACAACUCGAAUCACGCUCGAUUAUGGAUAAUUUAGAUCCAAUUGUAAAAUCGCCCACAACUGAUGUGGCAAAACAGCAGACAUUGCAAGCGAACACAACGCACAAAACGGAAAGUUCCGCCAGUACAAACCGACGCCAUGGUGUCGGUGGUUCACAUGGCCGUUUCAAACGGCGACCUUUUAGCCGCCGACAAAUGCGUGACAGCGGUGAUGCCUUGGAUACGCUCUGCGCUAUUAUUUUCUGCAACUCCAAUUACACGGCACGUGUGCUUUUUGAUUUACUGAGCGAAAUGAGCCGCCACGAUCCGGAACUGAAAUUCCUUAAAUGCCAGUUCACAACUGACCGUGUCGCUGAUCCUAUAACCGAACCCAAGGAAGCUGAGGUCGAGCAUAGGCGUCAGGAAGAGGUAUUGAAACGGUUUCGUAUGCACGACUGCAAUGUCUUAAUUGGCACCUCAGUGCUAGAGGAGGGCAUUGAUUUGCCAAAGUGUAAUUUAGUAGUGCGCUGGGAUGCACCCACAACAUAUCGUAGCUAUGUGCAAUGUAAAGGGCGUGCGCGAGCAGCACCGGCUUACCAUGUGAUACUAGUAUCGCCAGCUUAUAAUGCAAUUCUUUGUGAAAACGAACAGUUAAGUGACCAGAGCCAUAGGUAUUUAUGUAAAUUAGAGGUUGGCCAGGACGACGUUAUCGAUACGGAUUCAUGUAGCGACGAUGAGGAGGAAUGCAAUGGCAAGAGUAACAAAUUUACAAUCGGUUCUUCAAAGGGAAUCGUAAAAAUAUUAAAUCCCGAAGUGAUUACCAGUAAGCCACCAACAAAAUGCGAGAUUACGCUCAAGGAAAUCAAGGACGAAUUGCCGGCCAUUAAAGGCAUAGAAAAUGAAGAUACCAAUACCAUUGAUUUAGUAGAAAUUGAAAGCGAGUUGGCUCCUAUUACGGAACUGCAAAAUGAAACAUCUUCAAUAAAGGAAGUUAAAACGAAGUCAGUGGCCAACGAGUCGCUACAUGAUUGUUUCGAUGUGCUCGAUCUUAGCGACAUGAUUUCAGACAUUAGCAGUAAUAACUCUUCUAGAAUUGUGUUAGAAGAAACAGCAACAACACCGGCUUCAGCAUCAGUUACACCAAAGCAAAAAAAGGAGAAGCGUCGGUUUCGCUGUAUCUGUGAAAAUGAAAACUGUGCACAACACGGUUUGGAAACCGGCCUCGAUGCUACUAUCAACCAAAUAGAAAUCACAACUAAUAAAAUAGUGGAGCAAUUGGCCGAGUAUCGGGAAAUAGAGAAGAUGCUUCUACAAAAAUGUGCUAAUACUGAGCCAUCGGAAGCAGAACACCAACUGGCGGACUAUUUCAACAAAUGCGUGAAGCGCUACAAGCCCUGUGAACAUCUGCUGACAGGUGCUUCUGUGGAUCUCACUUCAUCCAUCGCGUUAGUCAACAAAUACUGCUCCAAGUUGCCAAGCGACACAUUUACAAAACUCACUGCGCUCUGGCGUUGCACAAAAACCAUUCGAUGUGGUGUCGAAAUGUACCAAUACACAAUACGUCUUCCGAUAAAUUCGCCAUUAAAAUAUGAUAUAGUUGGGCUUCCAAUGUCUUCGAAUAUAUUGGCGCGUAGAAUGGCCGCAUUACAAGCAUGCAUAGAGCUGCACAAAACUGGCGAGCUGGACGACAACCUGCUGCCAAUAGGAAAAGAGGGAUUUCGUGCUAUGGAACCCGAUUGGGAGAACUUUGACUUGGAGGAGGAAGAUGACAAGAUCGUACUUGAAAACUCCGAGCCGCGCCCAGGCACUACAAAACGCAGACAGUAUUACUAUAAGCGAAUUGCCUCGGAGUUUAGUGAUUGUCGUCCCACAGCCGGUGUUCCUUGCUAUCUGUAUUUAAUCGACUUGACUCUCCAGUGCCCUAUUCCAGAGGAGCAAAAUACUCGUGGCCGUAAAAUAUACCCGCCUGAAGAUGCGCAACAAGGUUUUGGUAUACUUACCUUAAAGCGUAUACCAAAAGUCAGUUCAUUUCCUAUAUUUACACGUUCCGGCGAGGUAAAAGUGUCCAUUGUGCUCGCUAAAGAGCGGGUGGUACUCACCGAAACACAAAUACGCUGCAUCAAUACAUUCCUCAAUUAUACAUUCACAAACGUAUUGCGUCUGCAGAAGUUCCUUAUGCUCUUUGAUCCUGACUCCACGGAAAAUUGUGUAUUCAUAGUGCCGACAGUGAAGCGAGAUGGCGGCAAGGUGAUCGACUGGGACUUCCUUGAGUUAAUUGAACGAAAUGCAAGUAUGAUGCCAACUCCAGUGCCCGAGGAGUUACGUAAAUCCAUAGAUUUUGAUGCUAACAAGUUCAAGGAUGCCGUCGUUAUGCCUUGGUAUCGCAAUCAAGAUCAGCCGCAAUACUUUUACGUGGCCGAGAUUUGUCCGCAGUUAUCACCGCAAAGUUGUUUUCCUGGCGAAAACUACCGCACAUUUAAGCAUUACUAUUUCCUCAAAUACGGCUUAACCAUACAGAAUGUGAAACAGCCACUGUUGGAUGUGGAUCACACGAGUGCGCGUUUGAAUUUUCUAACGCCGCGUUAUGUAAAUCGAAAAGGAGUUGCCUUGCCCACCAGCUCGGAAGAAACGAAACGUGCCAAACGUGAAAACCUCGAACAAAAGCAAAUUCUUGUGCCGGAACUGUGCACCGUACAUCCAUUUCCGGCCUCACUGUGGCGCACUGCUGUUUGCUUGCCCUGCAUUCUGUACCGCAUAAACGGAUUGCUGUUAGCGGAUGACAUACGCAAGAAGGUGUCGUUGGAUAUAGGGCUGGGACAGCAAGAAAUUCCCGACGACUUUGAGUGGCCAAUGCUGGACUUUGGCUGGAGUUUGUCGGAGGUGCUAAAGCGAUCAAAAGAAAAUAAUGCGUCGAUGGACAAGAAAACGGAAGAACAAAAGGAAAAGGAGGCAAAUAACAAACAAAGUAACGGUUUUGCGAAAGAUAUUGGUGUCAAUGGUGAAUUUUGCGCAGAAGAUAAUCAAACUAAAGCAAAGAGCGCAAACGAAAUUAUUAUAGAAGGCGAAAAGAAGUUGAAGGAUAGUAAUUUUAUAGAAAUAGGCACCUGGUCCAACGACAUGGCGAAUGAUAUAAAUUUUAAUAAAUACUCGGACUCAUUAGACGACGAUGAGGAGGAAUGUUUGAAAUAUUUUCCAUCGAAUGUCAGUUUUUGCGACCAGCAGAUGCGUUAUGGCUCGCCCACGUUCUGGGAUGUUAAGGAAUCCCAACUAAAUAAAAAACCGGACGAUUGUGCGCAAAGCAAAAACACCACCGAUACGAACAAUUUUCGCAAAAAUUCAUUUGCCUAUUACGACUCCGACGACUCAUUCGCAUCCAGUUACGAUGGUAAUGAGCCAACCAACUAUAGUGAGGAUGACGAUGAUGAGUGUGGUCCUUUGCGUAUAGCCUUCACCUCUAGAAAUGAGGCUGAAACCAUCGAAACCGAUCAGGAGAUCGAAAAGCGCAAUAAAAAACUGUCCAUCAUUCAAGCGACCAAUGCAAAUGAGCGCAAUUAUCAGAAAACCAAAAACCUGCUUGUGGGCUAUAACUUUGAGGACUUAAAACCGAAUAUAGAAGCAGAAUUGUGCGACUCCAUUGCCAAGUUCACUGCAUCUACUCGCCUACUGAAAGCGAACAUUGAACAGUCCGGUAUGCUUGUGAAAUACAACCAGCCAGUGAUGUUGGCACGUAAAGAGCGCACCACAAACGAGUCGGCUGCACACGGCGAGGCGGCAACUACUGAAGCGUUUUUGAAACUUUUGCCCUAUGCUGAUAAAGAUGUGCUAAUGUCUAUUUUGAGCAAGCAGGCAAAUGUGCUGACCAUUGCCGAUAUUGCGCGUUUAAAUGCCGACUAUUUGAAAUCGCAUCCAUUGGAGCUAUUCGAAAUUCAAGGUUGUGGUGAUAUUUUUGAUAAUUUCAAUGAUAAGGACAUGUUGAAGUUGGAGGGUUGGGGCGAAGGAUAUAAGAAGCUGAUUAAGUUGAAUUUUGAGAGAAAAGCAAGUGCAACAGGCUGCGUUAGCUUAAUAGAUGUGAAAAAACAGGAGAGUAAAAACAUGCAAGGCAAUACGUUUAGCUUCGACCGCCAACCGGAUUUGGCUGGCCACCCAGGACCUAGCCCAAGCAUCAUUCUGCAAGGUUUAACAAUGUCGAAUGCCAAUGAUGGCAUCAAUUUAGAACGUCUGGAGACGAUUGGGGACUCAUUUCUGAAAUAUGCGAUUACCACUUAUUUGUAUAUAACGUACGAAAACGUGCACGAAGGCAAGCUAAGUCAUUUGAGAUCGAAACAAGUGGCCAACUUGAAUCUAUAUCGACUAGGGCGCCGAAAAAAGUUGGGCGAAUAUAUGAUAGCGACGAAAUUCGAGCCGCACGACAAUUGGUUGCCGCCCUGCUACUACGUGCCCAAAGAGCUUGAGAAGGAACUGAUCGAGGCAAAGAUACCGCCGCAUCACUGGAAGCUGGUCGAUUUGGCUAACAUUAAAAAGUUGAACAGCGCCGAGAUAUGCGCAUUGGUGCGUGAAAAGGCCGACAAAUUGGGACUCUUCGGUGAUGAGUAUAAUUGCAGCGAGGAUGCUAGCGCUGUCGAUGAAAUCGCUGAGGGCAAUGACUUUUCCUGCUUUAUUCCUUACAAUCUUGUGACUCAACACAGCAUUCCAGAUAAAUCGGUUGCCGAUUGUGUUGAGGCGUUAAUUGGCGCGUAUCUCAUCGAAUGCGGUCCGCGUGGCGCUCUGUUGUUUAUGGCGUGGCUUGGCAUACGUGUGCUUCCGUUCGUACGCAAACCAUAUAAUCCACAAGAGCCCCGUAUACCGGGUAGCUCUAAUCCGGAUGUGAAUGGUGAAAUAACUGUAUAUGGCGAGUGGACAGCGCCAAAAAGUCCACUGCUCCACUAUUCGCCCAACGCCCCACAGGAGCUGGAGUCCAUGUUAGAGGGUUUCGAUGAGUUUGAGAAUACAUUGGGUUAUAAAUUUCGUGAUCGUUCCUAUUUACUGCAAGCCAUGACCCAUGCCAGCUACUCGCCAAAUCGUUUGACAGAUUGCUACCAACGCCUAGAGUUCCUAGGUGAUGCUGUGCUGGAUUAUCUGAUUACUCGUCAUCUUUACGAAGAUCCCAGGCAACACUCGCCGGGUGCGUUGACCGACUUGCGCUCGGCGUUAGUAAAUAAUACUAUAUUUGCGUCACUGGCCGUGCGACAUGGUUUCCACAAAUAUUUUCGACAUCUAUCGCCUGGGUUAAAUGAAGUCAUCGAUCGUUUUGUACGCAUACAGAACGAAAACGGUCACAGCAUAAGCGAAGAAUAUUAUCUACUCUCGGAGGAAGAGUGCGACGAUGCUGAAGAUGUUGAAGUGCCAAAAGCUUUGGGUGAUGUAUUCGAGUCAAUUGCAGGCGCCAUCUUCCUGGACUCCAAUAUGUCUUUGGACGUUGUAUGGCAGGUGUAUAGUAAUAUGAUGAAGCCAGAGAUAGAACAAUUUAGCAACUCAGUGCCAAAAUCCCCUAUUAGAGAAUUGCUUGAACUGGAACCGGAGACCGCCAAAUUUGGAAAACCCGAGAAACUGGCUGAUGGGCGUCGGGUGCGCGUCACCGUUGACGUCUUCUGCAAAGGCACAUUCCGUGGUAUUGGCCGUAACUAUCGUAUAGCGAAGUGCACGGCGGCUAAAUGCGCAUUACGUCAAUUAAAGAAGCAAGGUUUGAUAAAGAAGGACUAAGCCGUAUUGUGAUUUCGGCAACUAUUAAAUAUAUCUACUUAUUACCUAUUUAAGGCAAUAUUUUAAUUUGUAAGCAGAUUUUGUAAUGAGAAAUUUUUCAAUAUUUUAAUUAAGAAGAAUACGUGUAUGUGCAUGCGACUAACGUUACAGUGCAAAUAUAGGUUUUUCAAUAUGCAUUUUUACACAAUUUA
This is a messenger RNA of Anastrepha obliqua, 7300 nucleotides long. It is a transcript of the gene Dcr-1, whose product is annotated as endoribonuclease Dcr-1. Gene Ontology annotation, biological process: apoptotic DNA fragmentation; siRNA processing; pre-miRNA processing. Gene Ontology annotation, molecular function: protein binding; RNA binding; deoxyribonuclease I activity. The coding region runs from base 159 to 7109 and encodes 2316 amino acids. The transcript has 13 exons. Gene Ontology annotation, cellular component: cytoplasm; RISC complex; nucleus. Lineage: Eukaryota; Metazoa; Arthropoda; Insecta; Diptera; Tephritidae. The record is from RefSeq and is a predicted model, not a curated record.